This is a messenger RNA of Plectropomus leopardus (leopard coralgrouper), 2139 nucleotides long. RefSeq names its product thrombospondin-type laminin G domain and EAR repeat-containing protein-like. NCBI's taxonomy places the organism in Eukaryota, Metazoa, Chordata, Actinopteri, Perciformes, Serranidae. Gene Ontology annotation, biological process: signal transduction. The record is from RefSeq and is a predicted model, not a curated record.
AUGACAUCGCUCAUAUUUGUGCACCUCCUUCUUUUGGGGUUAAGGGUCAUUGACAGCACUACAGAUGCAUGGAGACGCUGCACAGAUAUGCUUCCUCUGGAUCUUCUGUCUUUUGUCCUUGAGAAGGAUACCUCCAAACUCGCCCCUGGGGUGCACAUGAAGCAGGCUGGAGGGGUGAGGGGUGUGCAUUUCUCAAGCCCUCAUACCUCCCUGAGCUUUCCCUCCUCCCAGCUGCUGGUCAACUGUGAGCUCUUCCCCAAAGAAUUCUCCAUCAUUGUGACACUAAAAGUCAGUCACAUUGCACCUACGAGAAAUGAAUACAUCUUUUCUUUGAUGGAGCCAAAAAAAGCACAGAAAAAAGGAGUGGAAGAGAAAGAACAGAACAGUAAAGGGGACAUUUUGGAAAGGAAUAAAGGAGAGGAGCAACAUGGCGAGAGGGAGAGGACAGUCAAGACUAAUGAGGAACAUGCACAGGUCAUUCUGGGACUGAGACUCUCCAGAAAACGUCUGCACUUCCUUUUUAAAGGUCAUGGAGAGGUUGUAGAGCACUGGGUGUUUCGAGGCACUGGACUGGCUGACAACCAGUGGCACACUCUGGUUUUAGUUGUUGGUAGUGAUCAUGUGAGGCUCACAGUGGACUGCCGCUCACCCCAGGAAAUUGUUCCCUCCAGGCCUUUCCCCUCAGACAUCAAUAUCCAGGGAUCCAGAUUCCACAUUGGCAGUCGGGGGAGAUGGAAAGGCUUCUAUUCAGGUCUGUUGCGACAGCUGGUUUUGGUGCCAGGUUCUGAUGCCUCCCAUCAUGUCUGCCCCUCUUCAGACCCCCAACUAGCAGCUCUGUCAGUGCCACCGCUUCUCUCAGACCUGCCCAUCAUGGGGAGGAAGGGUGACGACUAUGUAACUUCUUAUGAAACGGAGGAGCGAGUGUCAGUGGGGUUGGAGCAGUUGUGCUCAGAGCUGCUUCGAGGUCAAAUGUGGUUCAAUCCGCUCAGGAAAGGUCUCUACCUCUGCGACGGUACAGUGUGGAUCACUGUGCUAGAGGAUCAUAAACGACUGGACUACGUGCUGGAGCACCAGGUCCUCACCACCACCUCAGAGACACAUGAUAUAGAGGUGUUCCAGGUACCUGGCAUGGGUCUGAUGGCUGCUAUGGCUCAUCGGUCAGCUUCUGGCUCUGCUGUGUAUCUAUGGACCGACACAGGUUUUCAGCUCUACCAAAAUAUCAGCACAUAUGGAGCUCUGGCUUGGAGACACUUCACCAUGGGCAAGAAGAUUUUUCUGGUGGUGUCCAACUCUGGAGGAGGGUCAGACAAGCGUAAAGAAUCAGAUACAGACUUUUCUGUGAUUUACAAGUGGAGCAAAAGAAGAAAACGGUUUGUGCGGUUCCAGACUCUGCAGACUCUCUGUGCACGGGACUGGGAAGCCUUUGACAUCAAUCGACAAAGCUAUCUCGCUGUAGCCAAUCACAGAAAAGGAGAUAAUAAUCACACUAUUGACAGUGUGAUAUACAAAUGGAACAGGUUAACAAAGUCUUUUGAGGUUCACCAGCUGCUGCCGACCUCAGGGGCAUACGACUGGGAGUAUUUCACAGUCGGACCAUACCAUUUCCUGGUGGUCGCUAAUGCCUUUGAUGGAUUGACCACUUCUGUAGACUCAGUCAUCUACGUUUGGAUCAAUGGAAGCUUCCAGGUGUUCCAGACAAUUAAGACGUUCUGCGCCACAGACUGGGAAAUGUUUCAGAUUGGCAAUCGAGUCUUCCUGGUUGUUGCCAAUGGACACAGGCUCCAUGGUAACGGACUAAGUCAAUAUGCCAUUAACUCCACCAUCUAUGAACUGGACAUGAUUGGACGGCUGUUUGUCCGCUUCCAGGAUAUUAUCACCUACAGUGCAGUGGACUGGGAGUUCUUCAGCCUCGGGGAGGAAUAUUUUCUGGUUGUCGCUAACUCCUUCAACGGGGAAUCCUACUCUCUCAACAGCAUUCUCUACAGGUGGCAGGGAUAUGAAGGAUUUGUUCCUGUUCAUUGGCUCCCAACGAUUGGGUGCAGUGACUGGGAGUUUUUCAGCUCUAAGGGAGAAUCAUAUCUGAUCUACUCUAGUGCCAAAGCACCUCUUUCCAAAGUGUUCAAGCUGAAAACCUACUAA